CUUCAUUUCAACAAAAACCUUCAAAUCUGAAGUCUCGUUCGCUCUGUUUAGCUCACAACACCAUUUCCAGUUAAUAAAACGAAGUUACCCUUACACCCAUCAUUCCUCUCUUCGUUGCCUGGGGUCCCUAUUGGAUCACAUUUCGCAGGGUUAAUAAUCAUAGGACCCGCUACAUGCAGAAGCAAGGGAAUGCACACUUCUAAGCUUUAAUGCUCUGGAAACUUGCGAAUUUGGUGGAUUGUUGGUCUUUUAUUGAUGUGCUGUGGAAAGCUGACUGCUGACUGUGGAUUUUUGACUUAGAUGUGCACCUAAACACAUGGGGUCAAGCAGUUUUCUAUGGAACUGUACUAAAAAAUUUGUCACAGCUGCUGUCAUCACUGUGACUGUGUCUGAUCGUUUUGCGACAGUUGUUCCUGUUCGAGGUGGCUCUAUGUCUCCCACAUUAAAUCCUAAAACUGGUUCUCUGAUGGAAGAUGUUUUUGAUGACUAUGUUUUUGUUGAGAAAUUUUGCCUUUUGGGGUACGAAUUUUCAAAUGGCGAUGUGGUGGUCUUCCGCUCCCCAACGAAUCACAAGGAGACACACAUAAAAAGAAUAGCUGCAUUACCUGGUGAAUGGUAUGGCACUCAUCAUAACAACGAUGUGAUUCGGAUCCCAUUAGGACAUUGUUGGGUUGAGGGAGACAACUCAGCCUCUAGCAUUGAUUCAAAGUCAUUUGGACCGAUUCCUUUGGCCCUAAUUCGGGGAAGGGUUACCCAUAUUGUGUGGCCUCCUCAAAGAAUAGGAGCUGUCAAGAGUACUCCACCACAAAGAUUAUCUUCUGUAUCGGAAUAAGACUAUUUUCGUUUCUGUAUAAUUGGAUCCCACCUCUAUUGUUUAGUGUCCUCAAAUAAUAGAUGUGAAAGAACUACUCAAAAGAAUCUGACGUGGUUCCCUUGGAUGGGGAAAACGAUUGUUAUUACUGAAGUUGUGUCACGGGAAAGGGGACUUACAUAACCUGUUGUUGAUUUGCCUUAAACCUUGAUUACUUAAAGUAGGUACUGUUAGAUAUAUUAUAUCUUUUAUCUUUA
Messenger RNA from Vigna angularis (adzuki bean), 1068 nucleotides. RefSeq lists its product as uncharacterized. Gene Ontology annotation, biological process: mitochondrial respiratory chain complex assembly. The record is from RefSeq and is a predicted model, not a curated record. Bases 317 to 832 code for a protein of 171 amino acids. The transcript has 6 exons. NCBI's taxonomy places the organism in Eukaryota, Viridiplantae, Streptophyta, Magnoliopsida, Fabales, Fabaceae. Gene Ontology annotation, cellular component: mitochondrial inner membrane peptidase complex; membrane. Gene Ontology annotation, molecular function: serine-type endopeptidase activity.